AUGCUUCCCGGAAAGUGGAUUGCGCUGGCGUCGCUGGCUAGGCUGCGACACCGGCGGCGGCGGUGCCAAGGGCACGGGGGCAUCGUCAACGAUGGUGGAUGGCGCAGCCGGUCGGGCCGGCGGAGGGGCCGGUGGAGCCAGCAGCCGCUGUGGAGACGACGGCUGUUGCUGCUGGACGGAUUCUGGCACCCCUGCACGCCGACCACGGGUGGAAGGGAGCGCAUCUGGGCGGCUGGAAGAAGGCGGCGGAGCUGUCUGCUGGGAAGAAGAGGCGGUCGGAAAACACUGAUACCAGCGCCUGAGUGGGUUGCGGUGCCAGCGGAUCACUUUGUCGGCGAUGCAGACGUCAAAGAGCUGAUGGCCUUGCGGCCGGACGAUCACCCCCUGAAUCCAUCCAGCUCUCAGGCCGGAACCUCGCGCCCAGAUAAGGGAUCCAGGAACAAAGGGAGCCUGUGCAGUCGGAACCUAUUGUUUGGGUCCAGGCCGGAGGAGGUGCAAAAGGAGGGGUGGACGGGGGAGAGGGUGGACGGGGGAGAGGUGGACGGGGGAGAGGUGGACGGGGGAGAGGUGGACGGGGGAGAGGUGGACGGGGGAGAGGUGGACGGGGGAGAGGUGGACGGGGGAGAGGUGGACGGGGGAGAGGUGGACGGGGGAGAGGUGGACGGGGGAGAGGUGGACGGGGGAGAGGUGGACGGGGGAGAGGUGGACGGGGGAGAGGUGGACGGGGGAGAGGUGGACGGGGGAGAGGUGGACGGGGGAGAGGUGGACGGGGGAGAGGUGGACGGGGGAGAGGUGGACGGGGGAGAGGUGGACGGGGGAGAGGUGGACGGGGGAGAGGUGGACGGGGGAGAGGUGGACGGGGGAGAGGUGGACGGGGGAGAGGUGGACGGGGGAGAGGUGGACGGGGGAGAGGUGGACGGGGGAGAGGUGGACGGGGGAGAGGUGGACGGGGGAGAGGUGGACGGGGGAGAGGUGGACGGGGGAGAGGUGGACGGGGGAGAGGUGGACGGGGGAGAGGUGGACGGGGGAGAGGUGGACGGGGGAGAGGUGGACGGGGGAGAGGUGGACGGGGGAGAGGUGGACGGGGGAGAGGUGGACGGGGGAGAGGUGGACGGGGGAGAGGUGGACGGGGGAGAGGUGGACGGGGGAGAGGUGGACGGGGGAGAGGUGGACGGGGGAGAGGUGGACGGGGGAGAGGUGGACGGGGGAGAGGUGGACGGGGGAGAGGUGGACGGGGGAGAGGUGGACGGGGGAGAGGUGGACGGGGGAGAGGUGGACGGGGGAGAGGUGGACGGGGGAGAGGUGGACGGGGGAGAGGUGGACGGGGGAGAGGUGGACGGGGGAGAGGUGGACGGGGGAGAGGUGGACGGGGGAGAGGUGGACGGGGGAGAGGUGGACGGGGGAGAGGUGGACGGGGGAGAGGUGGACGGGGGAGAGGUGGACGGGGGAGAGGUGGACGGGGGAGAGGUGGACGGGGGAGAGGUGGACGGGGGAGAGGUGGACGGGGGAGAGGUGGACGGGGGAGAGGUGGACGGGGGAGAGGUGGACGGGGGAGAGGUGGACGGGGGAGAGGUGGACGGGGGAGAGGUGGACGGGGGAGAGGUGGACGGGGGAGAGGUGGACGGGGGAGAGGUGGACGGGGGAGAGGUGGACGGGGGAGAGGUGGACGGGGGAGAGGUGGACGGGGGAGAGGUGGACGGGGGAGAGGUGGACGGGGGAGAGGUGGACGGGGGAGAGGUGGACGGGGGAGAGGUGGACGGGGGAGAGGUGGACGGGGGAGAGGUGGACGGGGGAGAGGUGGACGGGGGAGAGGUGGACGGGGGAGAGGUAUGGGGGAGAGGAGCUUCUGUGUACGUUGACAAAUAG
Molecule: messenger RNA, 1866 nt
Organism: Schistocerca nitens (vagrant locust)
Lineage: Eukaryota; Metazoa; Arthropoda; Insecta; Orthoptera; Acrididae
Exons: 3
Coding region: 1-1866 (621 amino acids)
Source: RefSeq, a predicted model, not a curated record